GUGAAAUCCAAGCAAGGCCCAUCGGCAGCAUCAUUCCUACUACAAGCAAUAUUGAAUGGUCGCCCAGACUUUUAUGCCACCAUGCGCAGUUACUCGAUCAGUCUCGACAGUCUACCCCUAGAAAUUUUCAGACAGAUUCUGAUCGAAGCCGUCCGUGGACGUAAUCUCGAGCGGGCUUUGAGGCUUCGCUUGGUUAGUAAAAGGUUUUCCGAUGAGCUUAUCGACGCUAUUCGGGCAUCCAACUCGUUGGUAGUUCUAUUCUGGGAUGUACAACUGGAGCACUGCGCAUGGAUCAUACCAUAUCUGGAGCGAAAACUCUGCGAGAGAUGCAUGGCUGAUAUGCCUUACUUGCGUGCGAUUGGGGAUAUAGCGGAAGCCCUCGAUAUAGAAGUCAGAACGGAGCAACCUCGAUCAGAGUCGAGAUACGAGGAAUACGCCUCAUUACUUCUCCGGCGGGCUUUGUACUUUCCAUUCUAUGCUGCACCAUUUCUUUGCAGUUUGGCUCGACCCGAUGCCCCAAUAAUGGACCAUUCACUAAAGUUCUCCCCUACCGUCAAAGAUCAGGAUAUCGCCACCGCGGCUGUGCAUAUCAAUCAUCUAUCUGUCGCAACAAGGCUUGCUUCACGCAUACCUUCCACUCUCCAUCGACCUCCACCGCCGUUUUAUGUUUGGCGGUCUCCGUUUCUCGCAGCGAUACAAACGUCAAACACGGCUGCCUUGAGAAUGCUUCUCGAUGUGGACGAGCGAACAGAAAACGCCGUCCUCGAUGAUGAUAAACGGACCUACCUGAUGGAAGUUGCAUUCAGUUCAGGAAGCCUACCCAUCGCCGAGUUCAUGCUUCACUACCAGCAUCCCUCGGGCUGCUACCCCUUCAAGCCUUCUACGCUCCCUUAUCCAAGGAUCACAGACUAUCAUGUCCACAGCUGGAGCCCGAACGUUGGAGUUUUGAAAUUACUUGUCGCCGACUUGGAGACUAGAUUCCCAAACUUCCUCCGUGAGUUGGGUAUACAACAUGUUCUCAGAAUAGCCGUUACAAAUAACGCAACCUCUGUGGUGAAGUGGCUCCUUGAACUUGGGGCAAUCAUCCCAGAUCCAGCAGAUACCAAGGUCUCCCUUCCGGACCAGUUGGUGGCUGUAGCGUGCAGGGAGCAACAUGGCGAGGUUCUUGAGUUGCUCUUGGAGAAUGGAGGGCGAGUGUAUGGCAAGGAGUUUGGUAUAGCUGUCCGUUCUGGAAACGCGUCCAUCCUCAAGAUGUGUCUGGAUCAUGGCGGCAACGUUCGAAGCCGACAUGUAAGAGACGGCUUAUAUUCCGUUGCAAGAACAGGGGUCAUGGACGCAAUGAAACUGCUACUUGAAGCCGGUGUGGAUCCUAAUACGGGAACUAUCUCGCCACUUGUCGGUGCGGUGGAAGCAGAACAUGAGGGUAUGUUUCGAUUGUUACUUGAGCAUGGUGCGGAUGUCAAUUGUGCUAUGGUAGAGGCAAAGGAGAGAGCGCGGUCUCUGGGGCUAGAAUCUAUGCUGGCGCUGCUAGGGAAGUAUGAGCACUAUGACGUAUAGAGGAGAUUUAGGGCAGGUCUGAACCGGUCUUUCUUAGAUACUAUAAAAGAGUCGGAACUUCUCGUCGGCACUGACAGUGAUGCAGCCUGAUUUUCAAUACUUAUAGUCGAAGAAAUGUUGCAUGAAUAGCACACUAUCGGAUUGAUCCGAGC
Messenger RNA from Westerdykella ornata, 1709 nucleotides. RefSeq names its product ankyrin. The record is from RefSeq and is a predicted model, not a curated record. The coding region runs from base 82 to 1557 and encodes 491 amino acids. The transcript is spliced from 2 exons. Gene Ontology annotation, molecular function: protein binding. Lineage: Eukaryota; Fungi; Ascomycota; Dothideomycetes; Pleosporales; Sporormiaceae.